Xiphias gladius (swordfish) is the source of this 5992-nucleotide messenger RNA. Its product is annotated as NACHT and WD repeat domain-containing protein 2-like. The record is from RefSeq and is a predicted model, not a curated record. Lineage: Eukaryota; Metazoa; Chordata; Actinopteri; Istiophoriformes; Xiphiidae. Gene Ontology annotation, molecular function: protein binding.
CAGACUAUAAACACCCGAGGCCAGGAUUUCCUGAGUGGAGCAAGAGGGAAAAGAAAGACAGCAACACAGAGGAGAAGAAGUAACUGUGAAGUUUUUAUUUGGGCCCAUGAAAGCCUCCAUGCUGACCCUUUUAAUUUAUUUUGCUGUAUUCUUUAACAAUAGCUCUUGAUUUGGCAUGUGCUCCAGAGGGAAACAAAUGGACCAGUCUCCUCCAGAUUCCACCUGCAGUUCGUCCUGUGUGAAACUCUACCUGUGCUCCAACCCGGAGGACAGCGUGGUAGAGCGCAGGAGUCUGAGAGAGAGCGUUUUCCCCAAACUUAGAGAGCAAUGCAGAAACGCACUGGGACUGGACGUGAGGGUGAUAGACCCAUUCGAGUCCAGUGAUCCCAGUCGUUGGCCAGAUGAAUACACCAGACAGCAGCUGAUUACAGAAUGCAGAGAGAGCUCAGCUGGACCUUUUUUACUGGCUCUGGUAGGACAUCAAUAUGGCACAGCCAGUCUGCCCGCCCAGGUUGAGGUGUCAGAGUACCAGCUGCUGCUGCAGGAGAGCCAGCAGGCGGGCGUCAGCACCCAGGAGCUGGAGAGAGUUUACCAGAGGGACGAGAACACCAUCCCUCCCUCCUACUACCUGAGACCUGCACACAGACACACCUGCUGUCCCCAGCAGGCAAAGGUUAGUGAGGAAGAGCAGAGCAAGAUGAAGGCCAAAGAAGAAGAGCUGAGGAAGGUAUUUCAGACCACUGUGAGUUUGUGCGUCCGCAACGGUCUUAUGACCCCAGAGAAAGCCCACAGCUACUACAGAUCAGCCCUCGACGCAGACCUGCGAUUCGCUUUGGACAACCGCCCUAAAAAUGACAUCGCCAGACGCUGCCUGGUCUACAUCCACAAGGUCGUCAAUGCAAAAGGCGAGAGAGGGAAAGGACAGAUGAAUUUACAGCCACUGCCACAGUCAGAGACUGCCCUCUCUGACCUAAGGACAGCACCCUCUGAUGGACAGUUACUCUCAGAGCUUUGUGACAACUUCCUCCCCGGUCUCAUCACCUCCCGCCGGCUUCUAGUCUACACCACCACCACAGAGUGUGACCCUCGUCAUGGUUUCACGACAGCCAGGAGGCGGGGCUACGCCGAGUCUCUGUGCCAGCAGGUGUACUCUGACUUCGUGGCGUUGAUUGAGAGCUUGGACACGUUCGUAACCGGAGAAGACUCUCAACUUGGUGAUGCUUUGGCCCGAGAGCAGGCUGAGCAGGAGGAGCUGCGUGAUGCCCUGUCCCGAUUUUAUGACGUCGUUCGUCCAGAAGAGGAAGAGGUCAGAGCCUAUGUGACGCAGAGUGACCAACAGUGCCCACUAGUGGUGACAGGAGGGCCGUGCACAGGGAAGACAGUGCUGCUGGCACACUGUGCUCAACAGAUAAAGUCGUGGCUGCCAGACAGCGAUCCUGUGGUGAUCACUUAUUUUUGCGACCUGCAAGCGGAGCUUUCCCCAAAGCACCUGUUGUCCAGCCUGUGUUAUCAAAUAGCCGGUAGAUGUCACAGCGACUCUUCCCCUAAGCAGGGUCCCAGCUUAUACCUUGGCACCAACCAGGACGAUCUUAGCUGCAUCACUAGCCCCAGAGACUACAAAUCCAACAGUAGCCCUACAUCUGCUCUAGAUUCUCACCAUGAACCCAACACCAGCGAGCAUGUUUCUGACUUCAACCUAAACCUUAGUACCAAACAGUGCCCUGACCCAAGAGGACCUAAUUCUGGCAUGAUAAAACCUGACAUUAGUCUGUCUGAGCUUAAAGAAAUUUUUUCCUCCCUCCUCUCCCUUCUGCCUUCUUCCAAACAGCCUCUCGUUCUAAUCCUCGACGGCCUGGAUCAAAUUGAAAACAACUUUGUUUGUCCUCAGAUCAUUGAGAUCCUGCCCUCCCCGCUCCCCCCUGGUCUCAAACUAAUCCUCACGGUCUCCUCCAACCAAACACAUGUCCUGCAGGUCAUCAAACUGCGUUACCCACAAUGCAGUCCCCCUCACUGUGUAUCAGAAGGCAGUGAGAAGGAGUCGGGAUGUGUUUGCGUACAGCUGGGAUUGGCAGACAGGAAAGAGUGUGUGAAGAUACUGGCAGCACUGCUUAGCAGUUCAGGAAGGAGGGUGACAUCUGGACAACAAGCUCUAGUGAAUCAGGCGCUGACUUCCUGUUGUCUGACUCUCUAUGCUCGACUACUGCAUGUACAUACCUCGCUCUGGUACUCUGAUUCAGAUGUGACUGAGUCGUCGCUCCCCGAUGGCGUCCACGCAUCCAUUUCUGCACUCUUGGAUCACCUCGAACAGAAACACGGCUCCUCUAUAGUGAGUCGUGCCGUUUCCUACCUCAGCCUCUCGAGGACUGGGCUCACUGAGGUCGAGCUCGCUGAUCUCCUCUCCAGUGAUGAUGAUGUGCUGUCUGAGUAUAUUCAGCAGGGUGAGAGCCUCUCCUCUAGUAUGAGGGUCCCACAAAUUGGCUCGGAGAAACUUCUAUUGGAUUUAAGGAGGUUUCUUAUCAGGAGGACAUUUGUAGGGUCACGCGUUUUGUUCUGGGUGAGCAGGCAUUUCAAGCUGGUGGUGGCUAAGAGGUAUAUAGGCACACAUGAGGCAAGGAGGAAAAUUCAUUCAGAGAUGGUGGAUUAUUUCACUGGCCAGUGGGCUUGUGGAAAUGCUAAACCACUUCUUGUCAACCAGAAAUCAGGACCAAACAAGGACACUGCCCAAAUGAAAAAAUACAUAGACAGGCAGCCAUCCAGCCAGCCGUUUGUCUUCACUUCUUUGUCCCAAGAUGCCGGUCGGGUGAACUUGAGAAAAGUUGUAGAAUUGCCGUAUCACUUGCAACAAAGUGGCAGGUGGGAGGAAUUGGAGCGUGGGUUGUUAAUGUCAUUGGGUUUUCACCAGGCUAUGGUUCGAGCUGGUCUUCUAGGAGAUCUGGUAACCAUGUUGGAGGGUGACAAAAGGUCAUCGGAGUUUCUGUUUUUAAGAGAACGAUUACUCCUAGCAAGCACAUUGAAAUCUUCUGCUUGCUUACUGCAGUCCACACCUCUGCAGCUGCUCACAGUGAUGGAAACAAGCCUCCUCCCUUAUCUGGAGGUCUUUCCUGCACUCGAAGGUUAUGUCAGAGAGAUCAGACAGGAGAGGAGUAAAAUAGGAAGUGGAUUAGGAGUAAUGCUUUGUCCUGCUCCUUCCUGUGUUCCCCCCAUUCAGUGUUUAAAGUGUGAUGCCAAAACCAAGGGUUCUGCGACAGACUGCGGGAUUGUAGUAGAGAUCAUGGAUGAUGGUUCUGCUUGGUUUUGGAAAGGUUCUGGAUGUGAAGUAGUUAAAGGAUCACUGAGCUGUGGGCAGAGGGAGCUGAAGUUUGCAGGAGUGAAGAGUAACGGUCAGUUCAUGCUGCUUUCCACACAGUGCAACAAGCUUUUCUGGUGGGAUGUGACAGGCCCAGAAGUGUUUCUAGAGAUUAAAGACCCUUUGAAAACAGAGUUUGAACCAAAGUCAAGCCAACAAACGGCAAACAAAAUUGAGGGGUUUGUUGGAUGUCAGAAAAAGUUAUUUAUGUGGUGGAAAGAUGAGAGUUUUGUGAGUGUGUUCAACAUCUCCAGUCAGAUCUUGACUCAUUUCCAGUGUCAGAGUUUUGUGACCUAUUUGGUUUGCUCCUCUAAUGGCUUCUACAUGUACUGUGGGCAGGACGAAGGCACAGUGUCCAUAUUUGACACAAACUCCAGCGGUCCGCUUGGCAGCUGUACAAACUCAAGCUACAGUGCAGUUACAUUGAUAAUCGUCUUUGAAAAUAAGAAGGAAAUGGCAUGUGUUGACAGGACUGGGAAUGUAACUCUAUGGGAUGUGGCGGCCAAAAUACAAACACCCAGACUUUUAAAAGAAAGAUUUACUGGGGGUAAAUCUAAUAACAUCCUCAAUACAGAUUACUCCAAAGAAAUUGACACGUUAUUGGUGUGUCAGUCUCAUCAGGUUAGGCUGUGGGAUACAUCUGACUGGGAGCCGUUGGACCAGUUCUUGGCCCCACAAGGGAGAGCCUUCACUCAAGCUUUGCUAUCCCAGGAUGGCCACCUUUUCCUGGCUUUGUUAGACACCUGUGCCCUUGUAUUGGUGUGGACGGUCAGCACAGGGGAGUGCGUCCUCUCCUUAGAGGCAAACAAGCAGCCUCAUAUGCUCCUCAAAACGGCCUCAGAUGUCAUUUGUGUCGCUCAUGACGGCUGCCUGACAGUGUGGGACUCUGAUAUGAUAGAUGCUGCAGGUACAGCUCCGAAAACAGGGUGUGGCUUGAAGGAAGUGGUGGUUGAACAAACAGGGGAGUGGUUCUACACCGCAGACGGGUCAAAGACGGUGUGGAGAUGGAGUUUAGAGACAGGCUUUCCACACGCUGACUUCCUACAUGAUGGUCCUGUCGAAAAACUGCGCCUUUCUCUGGAUAAUAUCCACCUUGUGACACUCUCAGCAGGGGAAAUUUACGUUUGGCAGACAGAAACAGGUCAGAACAUCGUGCGUAUCAGUGGCAGCAGAGCUACAGAUAUCCUGAUCACCCCUAAUAGUAGCUUUGGGAUCAGCAUUUCCAAGCGAGGGUUGUCUCGCGUGUGGAGGCUGGCACAUGGGAGUAUUACGUGCAGCAUACACCCGUACCUAUCUGGCGCCAAGGUGUCUCCUCAGAGCACCUUCCUCAUUGGCUGUCGCCAUGGUGACCUGUUAGCUGCCAGUCUGUGGUCAGGCUCCAUCAGCAAGCGUUUCUCCUGUGUGGAAAGCUCGGAGCAUGUUGUUGCCUUCCACUCACUUUCAGAGCACCCAGACGUUGUGGUGGUGAUGGUGGCCUCAGGGGCAGUGUACACCUGGAAGGUAGCAGAGGAGACUGUGUGCAGGCACUUUCAGCUGCCGUAUACGUUUCAGUGUCAACCGCAAGACUUCCAGAUUUCCUCCGAUGGGAGCUACGCACUGCUGUCCACUGAUGAUGACACCGUCAGCCUCUUGGACCUGUCUCAGGUCAGACUGUGCUCAUUCAAAACCGAGGGUCCCGUCAUUAAAGCCUGCUUGGACAAAACUGGAUGUUUUGCUGCCUACAUCAGCCUGGACAAAACCUGUGCCUGCGACCUGCAUGCGAGGCCCGUCCUCGCAGUCGUACGACUCACGGACGGGGAGAGCAUAGGAAGUGUGCGUCUGUCUAAGAAUCCAUUGACUCUGGUUGCAUGUAAGCAGCAGUGUGUGUUUGUGGGUUUUGAGGACGGGUCUGUAGGCAUGUACUCUGUUUCAGAUGUCACGAUCAACACGGAGGAAUCAAUCAGGUGCAGAGAAAAUUCGAUUGGCGAGUUGAAGCGGUGCCCCUUUGACAGAGCACCAUCCCGCUGGUUACCGCUAGCGACCCCCAACAUUACGUGGCCUUAAGAUUAUUAUGUACUGUUGGACAAGGAUUGUGUUUUUAAAACAUAUUGAGAUGAUAAAUUUGACAGAACACAAUGAGAAGAGCGACAGAUGUGACAGAAAUUAGAAAUUGUUGUAUGUACAUGUAUAUAUUGAUGUAUAAAUAAAAAUGCACCAAGUGUCAUUUGUUUCCAGCACUUCUGGGGCACACAGGAAGGACUGUUUUUCCAACCAGACAACACCUUUAUCUGUAACUUCCCCACUGUUUGUUUUAGUUUCAGUUGGCCUGACUUCAUGAUGAUGACCUCAGCAGAAAAACCUUUACCUGAGUUUCAUUUCUGUGAAACCCAAACCAGUAUGUGAUCAGUUUGUACCAUAUCUACUGUAUUCGGUAUCUUAAUGUAUUGUUCACACAGAGAAGGAUCUUGGCAUAAUGUAUUUGAAAUAAAAUAAUUUGGUAUAAAUGCCUUAUUUAUGUCUGUGUUUCUGUGUUAAAAAGCAAUGCCAAUCUGAGAUGUCUACAUCACUGUUUUGUAUCUGUAUGUUUUACUGUUCUCUUGCCAGAAAAUAGAGUAUCCUGUCUGUAUACCUUUAAUAUUUUUUUAUUGAUUAAAAAAAAUUACAUGA